AAUUUCAAAAAAUCACACUUCAGUCUCUACUCACUCCACUCCCAACGAUAAUGGAUGGGCUUUCUUCACUCUCCACCCCACACUUCCCCGCCACCAUCCUCGCCGCCACCCACCACUCAUCCACCACCACCACUUCCAUCUCUUUCUCCCUCAAACCAAACUCUUCUCACAAUCCCACCACCACCACCACCACCACCACCACCUCCUCCUAACAUCCGCCGCCCCAACAAAACUCAACCCUCCCCCACUCCCAAAAUCCCCUCUAACCCCCUCAAAAACCUCAGUAACCCCACCCAUAUACCCACUCCUCACUCUCUCACCACCAAGCUCUCUCUCACCUCCAAACUCUCUCCUCCUCCACCUCCACCUCCACCACCACCUCCACCUCUACCCCCGCCCCCACGGCCACCCCUGAAAGCCAAAUCCCAGAAUUCAAAUCCCGUGGAAGUUGAAUUACGCCAAGAAAACAAAAUCUUCGUGGGGAACUUACCUAACUGGAUAAAGAAGCACGAGGUAGCCGAGUUUUUCCGCCAAUUCGGCCCCAUAAAUAACGUCAUUCUCAUCAAGUCUCACAACAAAACCGACCGAAUUGCCGGUUUUGGGUUCGUGAUUUAUGGAGGUAACAAUGCUCUGGCGGCCAAGUCGGCCAUGAAGGCGGUGGAGUUCGAUGGUGUGGAGUUCCAUGGGAGAGUGUUGACUGUGAAAUUGGAUGAUGGGAGGAGAUUGAAGGAGAAAACGGAGGAGAGAGCGCGGUAUAUUGAGGGUGAUGACCGGGUGGAGUAUCGGUCUAACUGGCACGAAGAUAGGGACAGCUCCCGGAGGAGCUUCCGGAAGGUUUUGGAGACGGAGCCGGAGAAUUGGCAGGCUGUUGUCCAGUCUUUCGAGAGAAUUAAGAAGCCUUCUAGAAGAGAGUAUGGCUUGUUGGUCACUUAUUAUGCAAGGCGAGGGGAUAUGUAUCGUGCACGUGAAACUUUUGAGAGCAUGCGAGCAAGAGGAAUAGAGCCAAGUGCACAUGUCUACACAAGCCUUAUUCAUGCUUAUGCAGUUGGCAGAGACAUGGAAGAAGCAUUAUCUUGUGUCAGGAAAAUGAAGGAUGAGCGCAUCGAAAUGAGUGUGGUGACUUAUAGUAUUAUUGUUGGGGGAUUUGCGAAACUUGGCAAUGCUCAAGCUGCAGAUAACUGGUUCAAGGAGGCCAAAGAGAGACAUACAACUCUGAAUGCAAUCAUUUAUGGGAAUAUUAUAUAUGCUCACUGUCAAACAUGCAAUAUGGAUCGAGCUGAGGCAUUGGUGAGGGAGAUGGAAGAAUCAGGCAUAGAUGCCCCUAUUGAUAUAUAUCAUACUAUGAUGGAUGGUUACACAAUGGUUGGCAAUGAAAAUAAAUGUCUGGUUGUGUUUGAGCGACUAAAGGAAUGUGGCUUUACACCAUCAGUUAUCAGUUAUGGUUGUCUCAUCAAUCUUUACACUAAGAUUGGGAAGGUUUCUAAAGCCUUGGAAGUUAGCAAAAUGAUGGAAUCAUCUGGCAUUAGACAUAACAUGAAGACCUACUCCAUGUUGAUUAAUGGAUUUUUAAAGUUAAAAGAUUGGGCGAAUGCAUUUGCAAUUUUUGAAGAUUUGGUUGAGGAUGGACUGAAGCCUGAUGUAGUGCUCUACAAUAAUGUCAUCAGUGCAUUCUGUGGGAUGGGUAACAUGGAUCGUGCCCUUCAUACUGUCAAAGAAAUGCAGAAGGAGAGGCAUAGGCCUACUACACGUACAUUUAUGCCCAUCAUACAUGGUUUUGCAAGAGCAGGAGAAAUGAGAAAAGCCCUAGAGGUUUUUGAUAUGAUGAGGAUGAGUGGAUGCAUUCCCACUGUGCAUACCUACAAUGCUUUGAUUCUUGGCCUUGUUGAGAAGCGUAAGAUGGAUAAGGCUGUUAAAAUUUUAGAUGAGAUGACACUGGCAGGCAUAAGUCCAAAUGAGCAUACAUACACAACCAUUAUGCAUGGUUAUGCAUCAUUGGGGGAUACAGGAAAAGCAUUUGAGUAUUUUACUAAAUUGAGGAAUGAAGGUUUGGAGAUUGAUGUGUAUACAUAUGAGGCAUUGCUGAAGGCUUGUUGCAAGUCAGGCAGAAUGCAGAGUGCUUUGGCAGUGACAAAAGAAAUGAGCUCUCAAAAGAUUCCAAGGAACACCUUUGUUUAUAACAUAUUAAUUGAUGGAUGGGCUCGAAGAGGUGAUGUUUGGGAGGCUGCAGACCUUAUGCAACAAAUGAAACAGGAGGGGGUUCAACCUGAUAUCCAUACUUACACGUCCUUCAUAAAUGCUUGUUGCAAGGCUGGAGACAUGCUGAGAGCAAUGAAAACAAUUAAAGACAUGGAAGCGUUGGGGGUAAAGCCAAAUGUCAAAACCUAUACCACAUUAAUACAUGGUUGGGCACGUGCAUCUCUUCCAGAAAAGGCCUUGAAAUGCUUUGAACAGAUGAAGUUGGCUGGAUUGAAGCCGGAUAAAGCUGUGUAUCAUUGCCUGAUGACAUCUCUGCUGUCGAGGGCUACUGUUGCUGAAGCUUACAUUUAUUCUGGAGUUUUGUCAAUAUGUAGAGAGAUGAUAGAAUCUGGGUUGACUAUUGAUAUGGGGACUGCCGUUCACUGGUCGAAGUGCUUACGCAAGAUUGAAAGGACAGGUGGGGAGCUUACAGAAGCCUUGCAGAAGACUUUCCCUCCUGAUUGGAACUCACGGCAUACUUCAGAUGUUUAUUCCAAUGUAGACACUAACGAUGAAUCUGACAUUAGUGGAGAUGAAGAUGACACCUAUGUUGCUGAUAGAACUGGUGGUGAUGAUAUUUAUGAUGAUAGUGACGAAGAUGACGAGGAUGAUUUGAACCUCAGAUCAUAUUUUUAAACCAUAUAUCUGCAGCUAUGGACAGUGCAUCUCGUGCCUAGCUCACCCCAUUGGUGAUACAAUUGAUUAGUGGACCCCGUUGCCUCCCUCCAUCUGAAGCUGUAAGAUCCAAUAUAAGUUAGAUCUAUUGGGACAGCAUUUUGUCAGAUCAAGGAGGCCUUAACCCUUAUUUUCAUAUUUAUUUGUAUAUAACAAUUGAUUUUUGGUAUGUAAUGUAUUCCAAUAUGUCUAUAACUGAUUCCAAUACAAACAUCUGAUGAUUUUAUUUUA
Molecule: messenger RNA, 3141 nt
Organism: Quercus robur (English oak)
Lineage: Eukaryota; Viridiplantae; Streptophyta; Magnoliopsida; Fagales; Fagaceae
Product: pentatricopeptide repeat-containing protein At5g04810, chloroplastic
Molecular function (GO): RNA binding; protein binding
Source: RefSeq, a predicted model, not a curated record